AUGGCUCUCCAACAGUUUGUGUGCCGCUUCACUGUGGUGAUCAUUUUCUUCUGCAAAGGUUGUCAUUCAGAGCAGCCCGAAUGUGGCAUCAGGGCUGUGAACAGCAGCAACAUCACAGGAGCUCAUGAUGCAGCACCAGGAAGCUGGCCCUGGUUUGCUAAUGUACACCUUGUUGAUGGAGGGUCUGUGAUAGACGGGGCUUAUUGUGCAGGUUCUCUGAUCACCGACCAGUGGGUGCUGACAAGAGGAUUUCUACCACAAACACUGGUGGUCUAUCUGGGCCGCAACAGCCGGUCAGAUUCAAACCCAAAUGAAGUGUAUCGGACGCUGGAAAAAAUCAUCUGCGAUCCAAGUGACACAAUCUGUCUUCUGAAGCUGUCGGCUCCAGUGAAUUUCACAAACUACAUUCGGCCAACCUGCUUAGCCUCAGAAAACAGCACUUUCAACAAUGAGACCAGCAGCUGGGCCAUCGGUUACAUGAGUGGAGUCAGCAACAACCUGAAGGAGGCAAGCGUAUCAAUAUUGGGAAACAAUGAGUGCACAGCCAUCUAUCCAGGGAUCAGAGGCAGCAUCAUCUGUACGAGAGCGUCGGAUUUAUGUUGGAAUACUUUUGGGGCACCACUCAUGACUCAGAGUGAAUCUGUCUGGCUCCAGAGUGGACUUUUGACGGUCAUUAAAUGUGAUGAAUCUCUUUUUGUAUACACUGCUUUGUCUCAGUACCAGAAAUGGAUCAGCAAAACAGUCACAGGGACGCCACCAGGCUUUGUUACCUUCCCCUCCCCACACAGUUCAUUGCAAACCACUGCUCCUCCCACUGCUCCUCCCACUGCUCCUCCUACUGCUCCUCCCACCGCCCCUUCCACCACAUCUCCCACUGCCCCUCCCAUCAUCCCGACAUGUGUCGGUGUGUUUUGCAGUGGUGAAAACCUGAUCCACUUCACUUACUCCACAUCACUGUGUGUUCUUGUUGUGUUGCUUCAUGUGUUUGCUGGAACUGUUGGAAACUAGAUCAACACAUUUACUCAAGUUCAAGUACAAACAUGAAGAAUUUUACCUGACAUGUUACUUUACAACUUUAAGAACCUUUGAUUCCAGGAGGGUUUUUUUAAUAAAGGUAUUAUUUUUAUUUGAUUUUUUUCCCUCUAUACAUCUGUUUGUAUUUGCUGUCUAAAAAUUGGUUGUCAUUAAGAAAUGAAGCCUUCUUAAAUAAUUCUGAGUGAAAUGUUAACAUGUUGUUAUCACACAUUCACUCAUUUCUGUUGUUUGCUCAAAAUCUUAAAGUAAUCAAUUAAAAUCCUUUGAAAUCUU
This is a messenger RNA of Oreochromis aureus, 1308 nucleotides long. Its product is annotated as chymotrypsin-like protease CTRL-1. Gene Ontology annotation, molecular function: serine-type endopeptidase activity. Gene Ontology annotation, biological process: proteolysis. The transcript is spliced from 6 exons. The record is from RefSeq and is a predicted model, not a curated record. Bases 1 to 1008 code for a protein of 335 amino acids. NCBI's taxonomy places the organism in Eukaryota, Metazoa, Chordata, Actinopteri, Cichliformes, Cichlidae.